AUGGAUUCUUCAACCAGCGAAUAUUGCAAGAAAAUGGAGUCAGCGUACGGCGGAAAGAUGCAGCUUGCCGCUGCCACCGGCUCCAGUGCGUAUGAAAGAUUCACGAUUCACCAGAUCAGCAAGUUUGCGGAAGAAAAUCCAGACGAUUACAAAAAUACGGAAAGAAUCUCGCUCAUCUCAUCCUUCGCAGUCUCCCUUUUUCUUGGCGAUUAUGCACCUAUCGAUUUUUCUGAUGGCUCUGGAAUGAAUUUCUUGCGAAUAAACAGCGGAAAUAUCAACAAAACCGAUGCAAAAAGCUACUGGUGCGGCGUAAAUGCUAUUUCAAUGUCCUUUGACAGCGUUUGCGAAAAACUUGCAAGACCAGUUCCGUCGGAUACUAUCUGUGGAAAGAUUCAUUCUUACUGGACGAAAAGAUAUGGAAUUCCGGAAAACUGCCAAAUCGUCGCUGCAACUGGAGACAAUCCUUCGAGCUUGGCAGGACUGAGACUCACUCCUGGCGAUUUGUGUCUUUCUCUUGGGACUUCUGAUACAGUUAUGCUCUCACUUGAUUCUGCUGUCCCCCAGCCAGAAGGGCAUAUCUUUAUCAACCCCCUUGAGAAGAAGAAAUUCAUGGGUCUUCUUUGUUACAAAAAUGGAUCACUAGCUCGAGAAGAAAUCAAGAACAAGUACAAUCUUUCUUGGGAAGAAUUCGGAAAAAUAUUAUUGGAAGAAAAUUCUCAAGAUCGAAAAAUUAUUCAACUCAAUUUCCCUCUGCCGGAAAUAACGCCGUCAAACAAGCAAGGAAAAUGGCUGUAUGAGAUUGAUGCUGCUGGAGUUUUGAAGACCUUUGACGGGGAAUUAACGAUGCGUGAAGAUAUCGUCUCUUUCGUUACGGGACAAAUUCUAGCGAAAAGAUGUCACGUGGAGAAGUUUGGAUUCAAGUCAACUAAGAGACUCAUUGUCACUGGCGGUGCGAGCAAAAAUCGAGAACUUGUUCAAAUUAUCUCUGAUAUUUUCCAGGCGGACAUCUUCCAUCAACCCGAAACAGAGCACUCCGCUGCUGUCGGUGCUGCAUACAGAGCUUAUCAUUCAACUCGAAAUCCACCGCAAAGCUACGAAGAAGCAACUGCAAAGAUUGGAGAACUGGAAAAACUGGCGUCGCCAAUCAAUUCAAAGGCCGAAUAUUACAAUUCAUUGGUAAAGCUCUACGCAAAAGCAGAGGAACUUUCAGUGUGA
Oikopleura dioica is the source of this 1215-nucleotide messenger RNA. NCBI's taxonomy places the organism in Eukaryota, Metazoa, Chordata, Appendicularia, Copelata, Oikopleuridae. The record is from the annotation of a GenBank genome assembly.